UUUUUCCUGCAGACUGAAGCUGCUUGCGCAAAGGUCCAGCGCGCGCGCACACUGAAAACCCCGCUGCAAUGAGCUCGGCACGCGCUCGCUGCUUUUUCAUCUUCUUUGUACUCGUCUUCUGGAGUGUAGUGCGGGUGGGAAAAUGCACGCCCCCGACCUGUUACUCACGCGCUCUCCAACUCAGUAAGGAGAUCAUGGACGUGUUGGAGAAGACGCACAGGUCUCCGCGCACGAACGAAUGCGCCAAGAUUUUCCCAAAAAUGUUUCUGGACGUUCACAAUUCCUGUGUGACGGCUAAACUGCGAGACUUCCUGUAUGUGCUGGAGAAUCUACCAGUGGAACAUUGCAGGGUGCGACCUCGUAUCGUCUCGUUGAAACGCAAAAUCCAAACACUCUACUACAUCAUAGGCCGUGUGUGCUACCGGGAUAUGGUGUACCUGACAAAUGACUGUGAGGCUCUGGAUACAGGAAUCAAGCACCCACACUACACAGAAUACACACUGCAGCUACUGGAGGAGACAAGCUGAGACAAAAAGACAGACAGACAGACAGGCACACACACAUCCACACACACACACACACACACACACACAUAUACACGCAUACACUUUUAAUCAAAAAAUGUUAAUUGGCAAAUUCUUUUAAGCCAAAAAUAUGUGCAAAUACACAUGUAAACACAACACACACACAGACACACACCAUUAUACACACAAAAGCAAGUUUGUGUGUAUGUGUGUGUGAGUGGGACUACAUUCCAGCAGCCGAAGGAAAACUUUCCACAGGAAACAGUUUAAAUAGCCGCUGAGCGCUUACACAAAGCGUGGCUUAUUUACCGUAACGCCGCACACACACACACACACACACACACACACACACACACUUCACAUACUUGCUUGUGUGUACAUGGUGUAACAGUCCUCAGAGACCGUGUUAUGAACACUCCGAGUUCUUUUUUUCCUAUGUAGCUUUACUCUUCAUAACGAUGCUGCUUACUUCCCUUGUUUACUUGUUUACCACAGAGGUCAUGCGCCAUUUCGUCUGAGGGGUCAGGCACUCGUCAUAUACACUUCAGUUUAACUUUCACUUGUACCAGAAUAGUCUUUCAGUAUAACAAGCUUAUUUAAUACCUUAUCUUUAUUUGAUAGCAUGAAUGUACAGUAGGUAACUACAAAAAAAUGCUAACUUUCGAGCUAUUGAUUGUAGACUACACCAAUAACAGCCCUGUUGUGUAAUGCUAACCAGCCCGCUGUAGCUAGCUAUAGCUAACUGUAAUGGACAGUUAUUUUAGUAGUAGUAAUUUUUUUGGCAGGCGGACAAAAAAAAGUUUUUUUUCAGUUUGUUACCAAGAAGUUAAUUUUAAUCUAAUUCAUAGUUACAACGACCACCAAAUUAAAGGUUUACUCUAAUGCUGAUUUGUAAAUUUGCUCUGGCUUGUUGCCAACAAUCACAUUAACAUUAUUAAAUAAAAGAAACAUGGGUGAUUUCUUUACGGGUUUUCAAUGGUUUCAUUUCAACGGUAGUUCAUGUGUUAGCCUGUUUAUUAUUUAUGGGUUUUAGUUUAAUUAUAGUGAUGACAGUUCAUCUCAGUAGGCUGUUUACCACAAUGCUAGCUCUUUUUUAGUCAUAUACAAGAUGUUAAACUGAAUAAAAAACAAAAAAACUAUGUAUAUUAAUUAACCAAAGCAGGGUUGACCAAAAAGACCAAAAGUAUACCUACGACAUAUACAUUUACUGGGCCAAUGUAAGUCAGGCAUUGAUGUGUUAGCAUGUUUAGUAUAAUGCUAGGUCAUGUUUUAGCAUGUUUACCAUACAUCUAGUUUGUGAGUUAACCUGUUUACUAUAAUGGUAGUUAAUUGGUUCGCUCGUUUAAUACUAGUUUAUCAGUUACUCUGCUUGAUAUAAUGCUAGUACAUAUGUUAUCCUGUUUACUGUAAAGCUGGUUCAUGUUUUAGUUUGUUACUAAUGAACUGAAACAGGGUCGGCAUACAGAAUGUGACUUGCUCUAGGUGGUUACUGGGUUUUGCACAUUUUUCAAAUUUAAAAAUAUUGAAAACUGGAAAAAGAUUGGAGAGCUAACUAAACAGCAGGAGAUAGCAGACCUUAUGCUCAGACCCCUCAGUAAAAAUGAGCACCACUAAUAUAAUGUAAUUUAAAAUAUAUGUAUAAUGUAUAUUAUGUAUAAGAUCAAUGAUUGGGGUGGGGGCACGGUGGCUUAGUGGUUAACACUGUUGCCUCGUACCUUCGGGGUUGGGGGUUUGAUUUCUGCCCCCCUCUGUGUGCAUGGUUGGGGGUUUCCUCUGGGUUCUCCGGUUUAUUCCCCCAGUCCAAAGACAUGCGCUGUAGGCUGAGUGGCAUUUCCAAAUUGUCCAUAAUGUGUGAAUGAGUGUGUGUGCGAUUGUGCCCUGCAGUGGGUUCACACCCCAUCCGGGGUGUCCCCCACCUUGCAUCCCCAGUCCCCUGGGAUAGGCUCCAGGUUACCCUGCGACCCUGUGUAGGAUAAGCGGUACAGAGAAUGGAUGGAUGGAUGGAUGGAUGGACCAAUAAUUGCUCCUGUCAUGUAUUUGUACACUUACUGUAGCUGUAAGCUGUAUUAAACUGAGUGUAUUCUCUGCAAA
Messenger RNA from Pangasianodon hypophthalmus (striped catfish), 2615 nucleotides. RefSeq names its product cytokine-like protein 1 (gene cytl1). The transcript has 4 exons. Gene Ontology annotation, biological process: positive regulation of transcription by RNA polymerase II. Bases 69 to 527 code for a protein of 152 amino acids. NCBI's taxonomy places the organism in Eukaryota, Metazoa, Chordata, Actinopteri, Siluriformes, Pangasiidae. The record is from RefSeq and is a predicted model, not a curated record.